AGCGAAGAUAACUUGACUAGAAAGAAGUCAUGAAUACCACAUUCCGUUCGUGCAGAGGACUUUCACUUUGAGUGCGAUUGUCAACUCAUUGAUAUUCAGAAACUCUUCAAUGCAGAUCAUGGGUAUAUUGUUACAAGGCAAAUAACGCAGCCACAUUGAAUAUACGUGUGAAGUUUGUAACAAAAGACGAUUCUUAGCAUACAACCAUGGUCGAACCAACGAUGGUACAUCAAGGAAGACUAAAUUCAACGCAGUAGGUAAAUGAUACGUAUGAAAUCAUAUGUGCAACAUUUAUAUUGAUUUAUAUGGACCGACAUAUCAAGCGUCACGAAUAUUUUAACAUUGCUGAAUUAAUCUAGAUUUAACCACGCAAAUUCGCAAAACUCACGACAUCUUAAACUGUUUCUUAUAUUUAGAAAAUGUUCUCUGGUAUAUAUAUAUAUAAGAAUAUGUGUUAUACAUCCAUUCCAGUAAUGUGGUGUAGGGCCGUAGUGCUCGACAAAAUUAAUACUAUAUACAGCCUACAGGAAAUGAGCCUGGCAGACAUUAUAUUUAGUUUGAGAUCAUGUGAGUACAAGUUAUUAAGUUCGUUAUGAUGAAUAAUUUCCUAUUUUUUAUCAUGUUUCAAUCUUGAUUGUCCCAAAAGUUGUUUAGAAAUCAGAUUCAUAUUUUGAUCGAACGGAAAAAGCACAUCAUCAUAAGUUGAUGUCAUAUUAAGAUCUAAUGAUUCCGCGCGGUUAGACUUCUAUUUAAGUUGUUAGUCGAUGUGGCAAGAAAAUUCAUGCAAUUAUGCAAUGCAGCGCUUUCUAAGCGUGAUUAUUGAGACUGGAUGAUUUAAUGUUGUAGUCGCGGUCCGUAUAUCGUCAGAUCGUCCACUUCACUGUUCAGUGAGCACUUUAGACGUGUUGAUAUCAUAAUUGUACAGUCAAAGUAUUUGUAAAUCGGGAUUAUUUUGUAUGCAUGAACUUGUACGAACUUGUAGCAAUAUUGAUUGGUAUAGUUAUAAUAAAUUGUUUUCAUUGACAUGCAUGCUUUACAAGUAUUAUUAAAUACUGGUAUCCUAUUCAAUUACGAUUUACGUCAAGUAAUGGAUAUCACUAUUUCAGUAGCUAUAUAAUUGUAUCGAUAGAUUCGAUACUGAUCUCUGGUGUACUUCAAACUUCCGAUUCCUGCUUGUGAAUUCAUGAGAAAGUUUCAUACUGUGCCUUAACGUGUCAAUGUAUUGAAUAUGUAUUCUUAAUAUGAUGGACCAUAAUUGGCGCGCGAAGUUUGCCAUGAAUACAAGUGCAUUGUGUACGAAUGUGACGCAUGAUUAGAGGUGAUUCGUUUACAAGUCUCAAACAAAGAGUGUUUUCUGUAAGAUCAUGCUCUGCCAAUAUCUUGGGCUGUAAUUGUCACAUUCUACUUCCUUGACUUUACUUGGAAGUUUAACUUUGUAUUUGUUUCUGCUCUCAUUCUGAUAUUUACUUCUUUGCUAUUGGUUCAUAUAUACAGCUAAUUAUUCCUACAGUUAUUAAAUGACCAAAGAUGGAUUUUCAACACUCUCGGUAAAAAGCUGAGCUGCUGUUUGUUUAUAUCAUGGCGCUACGGCCAGUGUAGGUGAUAGAACAACCUGAAAAUACAAACAGAACGUCUCGAAGGGCCUUCGUUCGAAACGUCGAAUCUGUUUAUAUUUUUCAGAUAUAACUGUACAAAUAGCACACUAUGCGUGUGAAUGCGUGGCACUUGAUAUACAGAUCAUUAGUCACAAAAGAUAUAUGUGAAAAACUGACCUAGAACUAGAACCGAAAAUAACUCCUCAGAGACUACAAUUCAGGGCCUUAGGAAGCUCUUUUUUAAAUUCAAACUCUCUGAAAUGCCAUUUCCUGGACUUUGGGGAAGAUUUGACAGAAUUCUGAUAGUCAGAAAACAGCGUUUUAGACUUUUAGUAUGUCUAAAUUUACAAUUUAGUAGUACCAAAUGGGCGAAGGCGUAUUUACUAUUUACUAUUAACUAUAUAUUGAAUAAGUUGCAAGAAAAUAUGGGUAAUAUCUUCAUUCUUUGUAGUUUGUCACGGAUUAUUAGCAAAUUAUUGGGGGGAGGGGGCGGGCUGCAGCCCCCAGCCCCCCUGUUGCUACGGCCCUGCAAUUCCUGAAUUUUCGUUCCAUAAAUGGCAAAUUUGAAAAACAUUGGGAGCAAAAUGAAUUGGAGCGCAAUGCAGUGAAGGAACAUUACUAGCCUCGCGGAGUAUGAUUCGUUUUUGUGUAAGUGAAGUUUGUUCUACCGAUUGCCUCUCUGGCUGCAGUGCCAGGGGUUUCUGACGAGAAAAUAGUCGUAGGACUAGAAAAACUCAUGGAGACCUCUGCCGAUGAAAGAGACAGGUUCUACUCACUACGAAAGUGAAAAAGGUGAUGCAUGAAUUCAUUGAAUCAUCCAUGACCAUGUGAAUGCAAUUAGAUCCGUGCUAUUUAUUCAAGAAAAAUAUUUCUGGAGAAGUCAGACAAAAAGGCAGUUACUUCUGAGCCUUUAUAGUAUUUUUGUGGGAGGCAACGUUUGUUGAAAUGGGCACUGGUUUACUGUACUUGUAGCUUUUUUCGGCAUUGAUUGGAACAACUUUAUUCGAUCAUUGCAUGACGCUAGACUGAUCCUUAUUCGUCACUUGGUUCAACCUCCUGUCUUUCUCGAUUAAUUGUUUCAUCGUAGAACAGCUGCUUGCAUGUCUCAAACUCUUUGAAGAAGCCCAAAACAAAGAUCAUAAAUUAUAUUCAUUAGUUCCUGAGGAAAUACUUUGUUUGUAACUAUUCCUUAAAACCGGUUUUCCACUAGGCGGCUAAUUAGAAAAGACAAAGAAAAAAUUCCGCUCCGCGCGCAAAAUUCCGCCUAGUGGAAAACAGGCUUAAGACGGUGCAGUAAAUUCUCUCCACCUCGAAUUCGAACUGAUCGGUAUAAGCGAGGGGCAUUUCACUUCAAAAAUUCCGUACACUUCGUCAAAAAAUCCGGAAAAAAAUCCGAACAAAUCCGGAAAAUCCAACAGAUUUUCUCUUCAAAAAUCCGCUAAAAAUCCGCUAAAAAAUCCGCGGAUUUUUAAAAAUCCGAAAAUCCCGUACGCUUCGUAAAAAAAUCCGGAAAAAAUCCGAACAAAUCCGGAAAAUCCAAACAAAUCCGGAAAAUCCAACAGAUUUUCUCUUCAAAAAUCCGCUAAAAAAUCCAGGAAAAAUCCGAAAAUCCCGUACGUUUUUUUGGAGUGAAAUGCCCCUCGGGUAUAAGAACUCAUUCAUAAUCGCUAAUAGUCUUCAACAAUAGUCUAAUUCUUUUUAAUUGUAAUAUAAUCUAAUUUAAUUUUAUUACCUGUUAUGUACAUAUUAGGUUAUUCAUUACUGUACAUCGUAUAUAAUUCAGUUGUUUUUAUUGUAACCGCAAAUUACGAUUAUUAAAAUCAAUCAAUCUCACUUUCUCGAUCAUAGUGAUUCUGAUAGUUCAAUGACGCCACUAUCAAGCACAGACUGGAUUUCCUUGCGUACCUCUCCGCAUGGGUAUUCUAAAUGAUAAGGCAUUUCCUGUAUCGAUAGAUUGUUGGGUCACACUCAAUUCUCCUAAACCGGUCUUUCCUCUUGAAAUUGCACUCAAAUGUCGGCGACUAAGUAAUCCAUAGACCUCGAAUUCAUCUUCCUGUUGCCGUGACAGGGAUGGUUCUCUAUAUAUUGACUAGUCCAACCAUUUCUUGUACCAUGUCCGAAUCCUUGUUUUCCUGAGUGGUAUCAUCCAAUGUUUCCGCAUGUCUUGUUUUCUUGAUAUCACCGUAGCAGACGACGUGGUAACAUGAAUGCGGAUCUCAAAUUUCUUCUUGUCCAGUUUCUAACAAGGAAUUUCAUUUACCGAUCGUGCUUCUUCUAACGGGCGUGGAAUGCGGAUUUGAAAACUCGAACUGGAAGGGCACGGUAUGUCAAUGUUAGGAAGGCGUUCUUUUUGACAUGUUGACUUGGAAACCUUCGUAACUUUUUUGAGAAGAGUUUCAAAUUCCUUGUUCAAGCUCAUCAUUUUAGUUCAUAUGUGCAUGCACCGAAUGAUUACCCGCUCCUUAUUUGCUGCAUUCACAAGAUGGCUUUCUAUUUUUCCAAGACCUGUAGGUCAUGGCCUCUUUGAUAGCAUCCAAUGCUUCAUAAUAAAUCCAGUUGUACAUGUAGUUCUUCUUUCUCACUUAAAGUGACAAUUCGAGUGUUGGAAUGGCUACGUCGUUAGUCAUGCAGGCAGAUAUAGUUCUUUUUCUCUUUUCCAACACUACCAUGCUCCUGUAGCUUCGUGUGUUCUGGAAUACGGCUUUCGUCAUGUUGUACUCCAGGUAAUUUUCCUGCUUUGCUGACUAUAGAAGCUAAUUUAUUAAUUUUUCAAGCGAUCUGAGUUCCUGUACGCAAAUCGGCAAAUCUUCUCAAAGCUUGAUGUAUAGCUAGCUCUGCCGUCAGAUUCAUUGCAACCAGCUUGAACGUUUCAAAAAGAGAUUUUAGUUUUUGGGCAUAUUUACCAUUUUCCCUCCAUACACAUCUGUACCGAUGUAACAUCCCUUAAAUUUUUGAUGAGCAGCGAUGAGCUCGAGAAAAGAGAGCCUCGUUUAAUACUCCUUAGCAUUUGUUUCGGACAAUUAGCGAGACCAUCUGGCCGAAGGGGGAUAACGAAUCAUCUCUCAUCAGAAAAUAAUGUCAACAAUAUUUACAUGGGGGUUUAAUUAAAUUAAAUAGCGGCAAUUCUGGUGAGCUGGCAAGUGGAAGUGACGUUGGAGGUGAAGUGGUUAGCGUAUAUGAAUAUAAGUUUAAAAACAAUUGUUAUACCACAGAUGGUAAAUUUCGCUAUAGAAUAUAUUAUACUCAAAAUAUAUAUCGUAGGUAAAAAUACUUUACAUUUUAUUUCAAGACACCUGAAAUUUACAUUGCUCCUUCUCUUUACAGCUUUUGGUAAUGUUUCGCGGUUCCUGUUAUCGCUGGACAGUGUGGUAUUACGUAUUUCUCAUUCUGCAUUUCACUAGAAUAUCCUGCAGCACUACUGGGAGCAAAGAGGAUACAGCUGGAAUAAUAGACGGAAAUAUCGUAUUAGGUGGUCUGUUUAGAAUACGAAAGAUAAAUGGGUUCAAUAAAUGCAAUAAGGACGUUGAGGUACAAGUUGGCAUUCAAAGAGUUGAAGCAAUGUUGUAUGCUAUUCACGAAAUUAACAAAGAUCAAAAAUUGCUACCAAACGUGACGUUAGGCGCAGAAAUACGGGAUACGUGUAGUCUGAAGACCAAAGCACUGGAUGAGUCACUUAAGUUCAUUUUGGACUCGCUGACUUUACGUUCAAGCUCGCAACAAAGUGGGCAAUGUUUGAGAAAUACAACAAAGGAUGUAGUAGGGGUAGUUGGUGCAUCUCGAAGUACAUUGUCAAUUGAGGUGGCUAAGUUAUUUCGUUUGUUCAAAAUUCCUCAAGUGAGUUAUGCAUCAACAAGUCCGGAGUUGAGUGACAAGAAGAAAUACAGCUACUUUGCAAGAACUGUUCCUUCAGACUCACUCCAAGCACUAGCCAUGUUAGAUGUUGUGAAAGAAUUCCAGUGGGGUUCCGUGUUCACUAUCAACUCGGCUGGAAGUUAUGGUGAAAUGGGAAUUAAGGAAUUCAAGAGACUUGCAAAGCCAGAGAACAUUUCUGUGUGCGUUGUGUUGUCCGAGCAAGUGACAGAUAAAUCUACAAGUGAAGAUUAUGAAAAGAUAAUAAAAAGGUUUAAUAAGUUUCCAUCAACUCGAGUUGUUAUCUUGUUCAUGAAAGAUAAUCAUUUAAAAAUGUUGCUAAAGGCGGCAAGAAAACAAAACUACACAAAUAAAGUAUGGAUUGCAAGUGACGAAUGGGGUACUCGGACGGAUGUAGUAAAGUACUUCAAUCAGUCAGACGCAAUCACCCUCACAUUGCCAUCAUUACAGUUGACAAAAUUUGAAAAAUAUUUUCGAAACUUGAAUGGAAGCAAUCCGAGAAGAGAGAAUCCUUGGUUUCAACAAUACUGGCAACAAUGUGGUGAUUCAAUUUGCGAUACAACAUUCAAUGAUAAACUACCAUAUGUUAUUGAUGCAGUUUACGCAUUUGCUCAUGCCCUUCACGAGAUGUACGAGAAUAAAUGCCCCAACAAGACUGGACUAUGCAAAGCGAUGACACCAGUCAAUGGUACUGAACUUAGAGAUCGUAUUCUUAAAGUAAAGUUUGAAGGAAAAUCAUCAUGUAAUGUCUCAUUUCAUGAUAAUGGCAAUUCCAAAGGGAAGUAUAUUCUCUUUCAUUACACGAAACAUGAUCACUAUAACAAGCUUGGAGAAUGGCAGGAUGAGCUAAAUUUAACAAACUGUUCUUUAAGUUCAAGAUUGAGGAACAUUAAAUCGACUUGUAAUGAUACAUGUAAUCCAUGGAGCAGAAAACUUGCUAAGAAAGGAACGACAUGUUGUUUUAAAUGUCUCAAUUGUUCGAACAAGGAAAGACAGUAUGUUGGUAAGAAAAUCGAUCCUUUUCCCAAGUAUAUUCGAACGUAUCAGAUCGCCCCUUCAUGAAAAAUUAACACUCUCUUUCUGUCAGUUGAGCUGGGAAAUAGCAAGCACUCUGUACCAGCUAUUUUUUAUUGUGUGGGUUGAUUAAUACAGUGGAGUACAACAGGAUAUACUGCAUUACUCAUUCCUCUAAAUAAUGAACGGACCAGUUAUUUUGCUUCAACAAACCAACCACAAAACAAUAAUUUUUCGUAGGAUCCAUUGCGAUCGAACUUUUCUCCAAGACCAUACUUUGCCAUCUUCUGAUAAAAUAUUUUAAUGAGUAUUAAAAAUAUAUGAAAUCUCGUAUCGCAACCUAGGCACUUUUAAAAUGCACAUACAGCUAUUUUGAAUUUUACAUAUUUGUAAUAUCCAGUACAUUUUAAGAUGAAAUGCAAUAUAUUUUCUUUGUGAAAAACAUCAUCUUCAUGGUCGUUUUGGCUGUUUAAGUUUCCGGAACUGACGUCAUUUAAGGCAAUGUAAACGAGUUUUCUAUUGCUUCUUGCAACAAAAAUGACUUAAAUGACAUCAGUUCCAGAAACACUUUAACAGCCAAAAGGACCAUGAAGAUGACGUUUUUCACAAAGAAAAUAUAUUGCAUUUCAUCUUAAAAUGUACUGGAUAUUACAAACAUGUAAAAUUCAAAAUAGCUGUAUGUGCACUUAUAAAGACGAUAACACCUUACCAUACUACCAAAUGUUUAAUUUUUCGGCUAAAAUUAUUUGCUUUACGCUAAUAUUCGCCGACGUGAUUGGAACUCUACAUCAUCUCCCUUUUAUAAAUCAAUAUUUCUCUUGUUUACUUUUUAGAAAACGAAGCGAAAUGUAUCGACUGUGGAAGUACUCAAAGACCCAAUGCCAACUACAGUGGGUGUGAGGAUCUACCAUUACGUCAUAUCUCUAACAGAUGGUUCAUUACCAUUACAUGCUUUGCUUGCCUGGGAGCACUGUUUACGUUGAUUGUAACUGCGUUAUUGCUAUACAAUAUAACUACACCAUUGGUAAAAGCAAGUGAAAGAGACUUAAUAUUCCUCUUACUACUUGGAGUUUUCCUGAAUUAUAUAAUGGCAAUCGUCUUUGUGAACAAAGCAACUACUGUUAUCUGUGCCGUACAACGAUUUGGCAAUGGAUUUUCCGCUACCAUAUGCUAUGCUUCUCUUCUCAUAAAAAUCGAUCGCAUUGGAAGAAUAUUUACGACACGAAAUAUAAAAUCUGUACAUUUUACUAAAUCACACACCCAACUGGUUUUCGUUUUUCUGUUAAUUGCGGUCGAAGCGAGUUUAGCGUCUGUUGGACUAAUUAUAAAACCUCCAGAAGUUAUCACCGUUUUGCCUACUAGCGAAGAUAUUUUUGCAAAAUGUAACUUUGGAAGAUUGGAAUACAUGACUUCAUUACCGUAUAACGCAUUAUUAAUCCUGCUAUGUACAUUCUGUUCAUUCCGUAUUCGAAAAAUAACGUCCAUGUUCAACGAAGCCAAGUACAUUGGUUUGGUUAUGUAUAGUACGUGUAUUAUAUGGAUUGCACUUCUUCCUGUCCAUUUUGGGACAUCAGGAAGUUAUGAACCAAUUACAAUGGCUUUAAAAACGACAUUGAAUGCAACUACAAUACUUGUGUGCCUAUUUGGACCAAAGGUCUAUAUUAUAGUUUUCAGACCUUUCAGAAAUGUAGAAAGAUCCGCAAGCGUUAUCGUAAAUAACUCUGUAACAGAUCAACAGAGUAAAGGUUAGUUCAAAUUAAAUCACUUUAACCAGGCUAAUAGUUCUGAAGAAAUGUUAGUUGAUAUCGUGUCCAUUUGUUUUCCUCUAACAGCUGUAACUAAUCAAACAAUCACACUAUGUGUUCCUGAUGCAUUAGCUUCUGGUCCAGGUCCAGGGGUAUGAUUAGAGAAUUUGAGUAUGACAUGUUUCUGUAAAUACGGACGUUACUUGUACUCAUUCAGCCUCAGUAGUCAAUCUGCCGCUUUCUACUAUCAGAAAAGGAGAUUAAAAGGAAAGUGGGCAUGCAGUAUAACAUUGGAAUGUGAGAGAUAAUCAGUUAGUCUGAAAUGUGUCUAUGUCGUUGUUUGUUCGAUAAACAGUGGUCGUUUUUUAUUUUAAGCAAGGCUUAAAAUAAAGAAUGACUACUGAUGAUCGAACAAAAAACUUACACAUGACCUGUUGGUAUCCAUGCUGAUGGGUUUAAAACCCCGAUCAAACGAUGAGAGAUUAUGAGAGUUGGCAUUCACGAAUUGUUGCAGGGGACAUUCCAAGCUCUAGAUUAACAAAAUAAAGUUUGAUGAGUGUUCUAACUGUGUUUUACCUUGAGGUGCUCGAUUUCAUUACACAAGAAUCGCAAACACAAAACGUUUAAUUAUGCUACAUGAACAAAUCGGGAUGACCAUUCAUGUCCGCGGAAAUAUUAACGUAAGGCUUACAUAUAUGACCUGGCCACAGAGUAGAUACUUAUAGAGGUGGAGCUGGCCGUUGUAAACACUGCGGAAACUUACAUUUUCAUGUACCCACUUUUUUUCAGGCGACCGGGCAAAAAAUGAUCAACUGCGCGUGCUCAGCAAGUUCCGCGAGCAGUUAAAGCGAGCCGCCAUCCAAUGGGGAUGCAUGCAUCUAGUAACUUGCCAUUUGCAGACGUCAUGCGCUAUAUCUGACUAUUUCGUGCGGUGACUUAUGUUGAAAUUUUGGUAAUCGUUCCAUGUUUUGCGCACCAAUACAGUAAACGUUAUGUAAUGGAUAUUAAAGUGUACUGAAAAGUUAACUGGAUACCUCCAUACACAUGUAUACACACCCUAACCCUAACCUUAAACCUAACCCCAGCCCUAACCUAAUUCCUAACCCCUAACCCAAACCUAUAUUGGUGCGCGAAACAUGGAACGAUAACCGAAAUUUUUUACGCUGUAUUGUACUGCACAAGUCUUGCAAUGCAUAUAAAAAAAUAACAAAGAGUGUAAAGUGCAAUGCAAAAAAAACCCCGAAGGAAACGACAUUUUUGCACUUUUCAAAAAAAUGGCACUACAGAUUUUUUUUAUAUUUUGCUCAUUGUUAGUCUAUAGUGUACAUUGUUAAUCUAUGUUGUGCGAACACCCUGAUAUCCGCAUGAUAAAACCUAAAAAUACGAUGUUUAAAACUGUCAAAAUUUUAUACACCUGACGUUUUGAAAACUGUGUCGAGCCACCUUAAAUACAAUACAUGACAUUGUUGAGAAAGCAUUAAGAACAGCUAAACCAAGAUCGCGUGACUGCUAAUUCUCAUGCACUCUCAUCCUCCGCUUGAUCCGGGCGUAAGCUUAAAAGAUUCAUAUUGACUCUCAACCGAAUUAACCACGCACAGAGGGACUGACGAUAACUCCAACCUGUGAGCCUUCUAUGAGCGUUGUAUUGAAAGAACCAAAGCAUAAUACUAAUAUUGUUGUUCUUUUUCAUCAGUAAUUGGUCAAUCCAGACACGUUAGAGAAAAGCCUACAGACUCUCAAGAAACGCCAGUGAACUCAAGCAAACAAACUCCAAAAGACCAAAAGUGCGAACAGGUUAAUUUGGAAAUUAUAAUUCUGAAAAAUAUCGUAAAUGCAAACAUCAACCCACUCACAGACGAAAAGAAAUCUGAAUCAGAAAAUGAAACUUCGCAAUCACAAGACGGUGAAAAAAUAUUAUAAUAAGAAGCAUUAGUAUAAUUACAUAGGUGAUUAUUGAAAAUUCUCCACGCUGACUGGUUGCCGUUCAGGUGAUUAUAACGCGAUAAUCACCUAAGCGAUUUUCGAAAUGGCGGCCGAAACCGUUUUGUCAAUUAAAUCACGAAGAAAUGUGUAUUUUUAAUUUUUUUUUCCCAAAUAAUCACCUAUGAAAUUAUACUAAACAAUUAUAUAUUCACCUCAGGCUCGGUGAUUCUCGUGAAUAAAACCUCAACUUCAUCUCGGUUUUUAUUCAACGAUAAUCACCUCGCCUUCAGCGAAUAAUUGUUAAUUACAUGCAACAACACUACGUUCGUAAUUUGCAGUCACACAUGUAAAUAUAUUGUGUAUAUAUUUAUUCUCAGCCUGAUUCUCCAUAAUUGUCUUCUUUGUAACAUUAGUAUAGUACAAAAUGGUCUAUACUACACAUAUAGUUCGUGCCGAUUUAAAAAAAAAAGAAGAUUUUAAAAUAAAUUAUUAUAUGAUCUAUUUGAACAAUUAUAAGUGAAUGUUACUUUUUUGGUAAUUCCACCACAGUCGUACCAAUAGAUCGCAAUUGAAAUGAAGGAAAAAUGUCUCUGCUAAGGUCGGCACUCUGCAUAAAAUGUUUGCUCGAUAUUCAGUCUUAGGCAUAGCCUAUUGAAGGAAAGAUGGUUGUGAAACUCAUUAAAAUAACAAUAUAACUCAUUAUCUAUGUCAGUCAACGUUUAUUCAUAAAUCUGGUCCUUCACCGUCACGUGUGUAUUGUAUUUUUGCCAAAUCCACCAAUAGCAAUUUCCAAUUUCCAUAAACGUUGACCAACAUAGAUAAUGAAUUCUAGUAUUUUUGCACAAGUGAACAUAACAAAUCGACCAAUCAACUUGUAGGAUUUGUUAAAAGCGGGUGAAUAUAACAAAACAGGUGAAUAUAACAAAACAGGUGAAUAUAACAAGAAUAUUAAUAUUAAUAUUAAAAUUAAAAUUAAAAGAAGGUGAAUAUAACAAAAUCGAAAUUUUCAAAAUAGCGGUCAGUCGUUUUGUGGAAGUUACUGAUAAAGAAAUAAGCGAAAUUAAAAUAAAUUCAGUCCCAGAAAACACAAAAGACUUGUGUAAAAAUACUAAAACAAUUAUUCGCCUCAGGCUCGGUGAUUAUCGGGGAAUAUUCACCUCGACUUUGUCUCGACGAAAUAUUGUUAUUUUAAUGAGUUUCACAGCCAUCUUCCCUUCGAUAGGCUACGAUCCAGGCAAGAGUAAUUUUCGAGAAUAUUUUGUGACUGAAAAACAAGGGGGAAGAGUAACAUUUGUAAGACAAAGAGAAUAAGAUAGUAAAAACACCAUGCUCCCCAUGCUCUCCUUGUGCACUGUUUUUGGUUUACAGUACCUGCUGAAGAUAGUUAAUACUAUUGUUUUGCAACGACCUUUCAAGAACACCUCAGCUCGUGUUUAUUUCUGUUUCAAUAUCAGUUAAAGUUCUUGGAAAAGUCACAAAUGUUCCGUCAAUAACAUCUGGAAGUCUGGGAAUUGGUGGUAAAUCAUUAUCUACGAAUUCGACGUAUGCCAUUCUGGGAUAGCGACGUUUGGUUGGGUAUGGUAUAGGUGUUACUUUAACAAACCCACCAUAUCGAUCUUCAUACCUCGGAACUAACUCUUCAUACAAUUUGUGUAAAGCUUCUUCAUCCU
Molecule: messenger RNA, 11817 nt
Organism: Paramuricea clavata
Lineage: Eukaryota; Metazoa; Cnidaria; Anthozoa; Malacalcyonacea; Plexauridae
Source: the annotation of a GenBank genome assembly